This is a messenger RNA of Vitrella brassicaformis, 4600 nucleotides long. The record is from the annotation of a GenBank genome assembly. NCBI's taxonomy places the organism in Eukaryota, Vitrellaceae.
AUUCCUGAUUCGGUGGGAGGUUUGUGAGGGCUGCUGAAUUGCAGAUGUAUCCGCUCCGCGAAAUCCCUGCUGCGGGCCAGGCCCUGGCUGGCGCGGAGAAGGACGAUGGCAGCAUUCGUGUGCAGGUACGCUUCCCAUCCACACAUAUGCAGAUAUCUGCAGACAUAAGCGCCGCCCUUUCUGUGUGUCAGCUGGGCCGCAGAAUCACGCUGCUGCACCCGCCGACCCAGUGGCAGCCCGACCCCGAGGGCGCCAAAGCGCCAAACACCCUUCUCGAGCUGCAGUGGGCCUACGGCUACAACGGCUCCCUGCUCAAGUCGCUCCACUGGAUCAACUCCCACGAGUAUGUCUACGCCACGGCGGCACUGUGCGUGGUGCAGAAUAUCCCUCUCAACGUGCAGCGGUUUUUUUCUGGGCAUGAUGAGGAUGUCACUUGUGUGACGUACAAUGUGGCUAGGGGGCUGUGUGCGUCGGGGCAGAGAGACCCCAAGGGACCGGGGGGGCCUUAUGUGUGCGUGUGGAGCCCGGGUGAGGAUCUGAUUGACGUGGCGAUUGCGGAGCUGCAUUUUCACCAGAGAGAGGUGACAGCCGUGUGCUUCUCUGCUGAUGGCAAGUGAGCUGCGUCGGACUUGGAGCACUGAGAGAGAGUGCACCCCUCUAUGCGAUCGAUCUCUCUCUCUCUCUCUCUCUGUGUGUGUGUGUGUGUGUGUGUGUGUGUGUGGUCGCUUCUCCCAAGGUAUAUAUACUCCUUCGGCCGAGACGACCAUCACCUCCUCGCCGUCUGGAGGACCCCCUCCCUCGCCGAGCGGCCCAUCCCGAAAUACGGCGGCCCCAGUCAGCCGUUGAAGCCCUUGCGCGUGACCACGCCCAUCUACUCGGUCGGCACGGGCAAGGCCCCCACCUUUGGGGCGAUGACGGCUUUUCGCGCUGGGGGUACCGCAAUGGGCACCAUUGACACGGAGAAGAGGCCUGAGGGGGAGUUUGUGGGGUUUUCCAAGGUGAGAGCAGGCUCUUUGCUCACCUGCAAUGGAAAGAAAACCGCUUUGUGUGUUCUUUGUGUGUGGGGGGGUGGGGGGUGGGGGGCGUGUGUAUGCUUGGGUGGUCAGGAGUUUGUGCGGUUUUGGGUGCAUCGCGCGGAGGGCCAGGGGCUGGGGGUGGGCCGGCACAUACUCACCAACAACCUGGCUGUAUACGGCAAGUGAGCAGAUACAUCGACCCCUCUCUCUGUGUGUGUCGCUGUGUCUGUCAUCCAUCCAUCCAUCCAUUCAUCAGGCACCCCACCCCCCGUCGUAUGGUCGAUGUGGCGUCCGUGUCCUUGUCCACCGAGCGCAAGAGCUGGCUCACAGCCGAGAACGGAUACCUCUACAGCUUCAUCGGCAACACCUGCAAACUCGCCGUCAACAUCGCCAAAAGGACACACGGCAAGACGCCGCCACUCGGGUGAGUGAAAGCUUUUGGACCUCUUUCUCUGUCAUCUAUCUGUGUGUGUAUGGUGUAUGGUUGUGGGUGUGGGCAUUCUUGUGUGUGUGCAUUGGGUGUGCAGGGGUGUGUGUGAGCUGCCGUUGGGCGGCUUCCUGGCUGUAAGUAAGACAGAGACAGAGAGAGAGAGGGAAUACUGGCAUUGUCUCAUUGCCUCCGUGUGUCUGUGCCUUUGGUAGGCUGACUUUGCGGGUGUGUUAUACAGCCGCUCGUGUCUCGCCUCACCCUUGGCUGUGUUCACUCCUGACCAAUGGGCGGGAGACGCCGCAAGGCAACAAACCUCCUCCCCCCCACCAGCCACCGACCACCACCCACACCCACAUCUCUCUCUCUGUCUGUGUGUGUGCAGGUGGUUCCAGAAACCCCCGGUCCUCCGCAUAGCGAGCCUGGCCUCCAACCACCGCUUCGACGCCCAGCUCACGCAGAAGAUGAAGGCCGGGGAGAGGGAGAGGGAGAGGGAGAGCAUCAGCCUUCUCGUCAGUCAGCCCCAUCACACCCCACCCCACCCCUCUAGAAUGGAAGUCUCUGCAAAUAGGCAUUUGUGUGUUGGGUGUAGGUAGCGGCCGGCACGACGACGAAUCACCUGUUUGUACUGUCGCUGACGCUGGAGAGGGAUUACAGGGGGGAGCGGGUGGUUGUGCCGAUGGCUUCUACCACUAGCACCAUAAGAGAGGACGUCAAGCGGCUCGCUUCGGCGACUUGGAAGCCUGUAAGAGAACCCUACAAACACAUAGGAGAAAAAAGCCAUUUGUGGAGCUUUUCCUUUACGGACUCUCUCUCUGUCUCUCUCUCUGUGUGUGUGUGUGUGUGUGUAUCUGUGGUUCCACGUAGUCUCUGUUGUAUGCCUUUCAAGCGGGCCACAUGGGCGAGGUAUGGGGGCUGGCGCACCACCCGUCGCUGCAGCUCGCCGUUACCGGCGGAGGCACCACCGUCCGGUUUGUCAUCCAGCGACCAACACCUUCUGUCUCUGGGACGAUUUGUCUCCCUCCUUCUAUGUGUUUCUUGACACGCAAUCGUCAGGUUUUGGGAUGUAGCCAAGGGCCGGCCGCUGUUCGGCCAAGUGCUGCGUGUGGAGCAUCCUGUUGGUACGCAUCCACACACACACACACACAGACAGACAGAGAGAGAGAAAGGGAUAUAUUGUGUGUGCAGGGAGCCUCUCGUUCGCGCCAAGUGGUCACUUUUUGGCUGCUGGUCUGGACGGGGGCAUGCUGCGCGUGUGGGCCUUUCCGAAACUGGAGCCCGUUUAUAACAACUUUGUCGAUAGCAGGCAAGACACAGCCCCUUCGUGUGGGUAUCUCGCUAUGUGUGUGUGUCUCCUUGGCUCAGGUACAGGGAGCGCGUGUACUUCGUCCAGUGGUCCGACAAGGGCGACUACCUCGCGGCAUGCUGCGGGGACCAGCGCAUCUACCUCUUCACGGCGAAGGCAGACAGCUCCACCUACUUCAAGGCAAGCACCCCCCCCCCCCCUCCACACACACACACACACACACAGAGAGAGAGAGAGAGAUGCGUGUGUGUUUGUGUGGAUGGGUCAGCUUGCGCUGCACCGUGUGUUGGUCGGCAACAGCAGCAGCAUCCUCUGCUGCAUGUUCAGCAAGGACGGCAAGUACCUCAUCAGCAACAGGCAUGUACAGUACUUGACCCUCAUUGGUCUUCGAGUCUCAUGCCUCUCUGCGCUCCUGCAGCAAGGACGCCCAGAUCCUGUGCUGGGCCACCCUCACCGGCCACCGCGAGACACGCAUGGGCGCCCUACGCAACCUCACCUACCAGCUGCCUUGGUCACCUUAUACACACACGCACACUCACAAACACACACAAUGACUUUUCUCUUUGCUCCAGGGUCAACAUCUUCGGGUGGCCGGUGAUCGGUCUGUGGGGCGACCCCUUGUACGACUGCAGCGACAUCGACAGCUGCUGCUCUGACCACAGCGGCAAGCUGAUCGUCAUGGGCGACGACUACGGCCGGAUCAAGCUCUUCAGGUCGGUGCCCUGCGCAUUUGUUCGUUCGGAUCAUUGUGGCCGCGUGGGUGUUUGUGUUUGUGUUUGUGUUUGAAGGUUUCCCACCCCGUACCUCUCCCCCGAUUGUCGUGUGUACGGUGAGCACUCCGCACCGCCCCCAUCUCGCUCUCUCUCUGUGUGUGUGUGUGUGUAGGCGGCCAUUCAGCGCAUGUGACUCGAGUGCUCUUCACGAAGGACAACAAGGUGUUCUCGACGGGGGGCAGGGACGCCACUCUCCUUCAGUGGCGGGUGGUGGAGCUGAAGCCGCCGCCACUGCCGCAGUAAGCACACACACAUUGGUAGAGGGAGGGAGAGAGACCUGGUGCUCGUCUCGUCUGUGUGCCUGCCUGUGUGUGCAGGGCCUCCUGGGAGUCACCUGACCACCACCCACCACCAGCAGCAGGAGAGCAGGUCCCUCCCGCUUCAGCGCCCCGUGUCCCAUCAUCAGGCACGCGCCACGUGCUGCAAGACGCCCUGCACCCACACCGACAGCCACAGCCACAGCCAUACACACAGACAGAGCCGCCGCCACAAAGGCAGCAGCAGAUGGAGAGAGAGGAGAAGGCGGAGGGGAAGGGUUUGUCGUUUGUGCAUCCGCCUUAUGCCACGGCGCCAGCACCAGGGGUGGGCAUGGCGAGUCUGAGCCCUGCUGGGCCGCUGGAAGGGCCAUCAGGUGUGUGUGUGGGGGGGGAGAGGGGGAGAGGGGGAGGGAGGGAGGGAGAUGCACGUGUCUCAUGUGUCUCGCUGUCAGGUCCUGUUGUGGCCACGGCUAGAGGGCGUGCGAAGCUGCAGCAGUACUUCAAAGGUGUGUGUAAGGUGGGCGGGGUGGUGAUGAUGUGUUUCCUUACAGAUCUAUGACAUGUUGCAGAUCACUGCGCCGACUGCGGGAAGGUGAAGGUGGCGUUGCAGCAGAGCGAGACACGUGAGACAAGGCCCGGAUGGUGAGAAUGCGCCGCGUACGCCCAUUUGUGUGUAUCGCGCUUCUCUCUGUCUCUCUCUCUCUCUCUCCCUCUCUCUGUGUGUGUGUGUGUGCAGGUACUAUAGGAAUGCGUCUACAGGCGUAGGCCCGGCGAUGAGCGGAUUUAAGGCCUCCUGGCAGCAGUUCGCACGCGACACAUGA